Cylicocyclus nassatus is the source of this 1091-nucleotide messenger RNA. NCBI's taxonomy places the organism in Eukaryota, Metazoa, Nematoda, Chromadorea, Rhabditida, Strongylidae. The record is from the annotation of a GenBank genome assembly.
GCAGAAUGAACUCCCCAUAUGCUACAAUUGUUGACAACCCGGACUUCCAUCCGGCUUUGUAUGCUGAGAAAGUUGACCGUGCUUUGAGAGCUAGUGACAAGGAUACCAUUGUCAAGGUGUUGACCUCGAUCAGCAACGAUCAGCGUCAAAAGAUGCGCGAACCUUACAAGAUCAAGUACGGUAAGGACAUCAUCUCAGCACUCGACAAAAAGUUGGGUGGAGAUCUCGAAAAGACUGUGUUCGCUCUCAUGGACACUCCUCUGGAUUAUGAUGUCAAGCAACUGAAACAAGCUAUCAAGGGCCUUGGCACCGAUGAAGCUACUUUGAUUGAGAUUCUCUGCUCUCGCACCACUGACCAAAUGGCUGCGAUUCGAACUGAAUAUGAGAGACUGUACAAGACACCAUUGGAGAAGGAUGUGGCGGGUGACACAUCUGGCGAGUUCAAGGAUGUUUUGGUUGCUCUAAUCACAGGAAUGAAGGACAGCAGUCGCAGCACCGAUGAUAACCAGGCCAAAGAUGAUGCCGUUCGACUUUUUGCUGACGGUAAGGCCAAGUUGGUUGGCAAGGGUGCACCAUCACACUUUUUGAACAUUCUUGUCUCUCAGAAUCAGCAUCAGCUAAGAAAGGUAUUUGACAACUUCGCUAAUCUCUCCGGGAACACCAUCGAGAAGGCGAUCGAGAAGGAAUUUAGUGGUGACUUGCAAAAGAGCUAUCUCACCAUCGUGAAAGCAUCUACUGACAAGCAAAAGUUUUUCGCUGAACAACUUCAUAAUGCCAUGAAGGGCUUGGGAACUCGCGACAAUGACCUGAUCCGUGUGUUGGUCACUCGCUCAGAAGUUGAUCUCGAUCUUAUCAAGAAGGAGUACGAGGCAAUGUAUAACAAGCCGCUUGUUGACGCUAUCAAGAGCGAAACCUCUGGUCCGUACCGUGAUGCACUGCUUGCACUUGUAACUGGAAAUCGUCUACAGUAUCCAUAGAGUUAAUCAACAUCAUUUUAUUGCAUUUCCUACUUAUCCCUAUCAAGUUGUUACUUUUUUUUCGCUUUUGUCAUAUUAUUUAACUAUUUACUUCCCAUAAAAUGCUAAUCUGUU